Molecule: messenger RNA, 1890 nt
Organism: Heterostelium album PN500
Lineage: Eukaryota; Evosea; Eumycetozoa; Acytosteliales; Acytosteliaceae
Exons: 4
Coding region: 1-1890 (629 amino acids)
Molecular function (GO): metalloendopeptidase activity
Source: RefSeq, a predicted model, not a curated record
AUGGUUUGGUAUACAAAUAAAAUAAUUAUUAUACCAACCGUUGUUGUAACAGUACUGGUAAUUCUGGCAAUUGUUUUACCAACAUCGAUUCUUUUACCAAAGAAAUCCGAUACGCAAACAUUAACUAUCAAUCAAAUACAUUUUGUUCAAACUCAUGUUUUACCACCCCAAGGUCUUAAUUGGACUACACCAAACGGUGGAAAUGUUUCAUACCAUCUCACCGGACAACGUCAGACUAUGAUCUUGAUCAAAUUUGACCAAGAUGUAGUUGGCGAGGAAAUUAAACUCCAAAUUUGGGUUCCAACUGUUCCAGGAAGUGUAGGAAACGAAACAGAGUUUGAAUUGGCCACGGUUCUGCCUCUUGAACAACCAGACAUGCUUCCACCCACCGAGUCAAACGGUACUAUCUACGCCAACAACACCUUCAGUGUACAAGUUUUACCACAAUACAUUGUACCUGGAAUGAAGGUUGUUGCUGGUGGUCAUGGUUUCGACUCAACCGAUCCAGUAUUCCCAGUUGUCGGAAUGAACUCUGUUAUGCGUCUUCCAUUGUUACCAUUCUAUUUGUUUGGUGCCAACGAUUCGUCUAUUCCAUAUAAUGUAACCACAAUGCCACCAGAAAGUAAAAUUAAAGCUAUCUACCAAACUUGGCCAGUUUCAGUUCUCGAUGUUUACAAUCAUCCAGCAGGUAUUGUAAAAUGGAAAACUGUUUCUCUUGGUGCUGGUGAUGGUGGACAAGCAUAUCUUGUCAAGGGUACCAACCAAAUUAGAUCUGGAUUUGUACUUAUGGGUGCUGUCUUGGGAUUCUUGUCUGGAUUCCAAGGUGCCAACGGAGACGGAGGUCAAACAAACAAUUUAAUUUAUGCACCACUCAUUGGUUUGAACACUAAUGGUUUUUACACUGGUCCAGGAGGUGGUUUGGGUGGAGGUUCGCGUGGAACUGGUGACUAUAGUUAUACAGGAAUAUUUAUCCAUGAGAUGGGUCAUGCUUGGGGUCUACCACAUAGUGGAGAAGCAUACACUGCAGGUACUUUCCCAUAUGCGCAAGGUAGUUUGAAUGGUUCAGUUUGGGGAUUCGAUUUCGAUCACCAAGAAUUCCUUUCCACUUGUAUUCCAACCAGUUCAGGUUCAUACAAAAAUUGUAAUUCAAGUCAUGUUGUUGCUAAUGGUUGUUGUAUUAGACAAGAUCCAAUGCAGGGUGGUUCAGGUGAUCAAUCGAAAGGUUAUCCAUACACCUUGUUCCCAGAUUUCGAUAUGGGUAGACAACAAAUGUAUAUGGAGGGAACUACUACACUCAAGGCCGACGGAAAUCACAGUUAUUCUGGUGGUCGUAUCAUCUAUGUCAAAGAUACCGAUUCAUAUAUUCGUUGGGACUCUAUCGAUAAUAAAUAUGUACCAUAUAUAGUCACCAAUGGAUCAAAAGGUAUGGAUAUGUACUCUGACUUGCCCGUAGUGAGAGAUGUCGAUGUCUACACCAUUUUCAUCCACUGGAACAACGCACCAACCUCUGUCUGUAAAGAAUGCACUCAAGUCUACGAUCCAUUGAAAUACAAAGGAAACUUGUUAUUCAGACUUGACCCAACCAUACCAGAAAAUCUUAAACUUAUCAAACCAAACACUGGUGCUCUUCCAUGGUUCUGUCACUCAAGUGGAUGUGAUUUCACAUUCAGAGUAACCUAUACCGACGGUUUUACCCUUACCAAAUUACUUCAAAGAGGUGUAAGAAGUUGGUUCUCACCAACUGGACAACCAAAUGCCGAAUAUGCUGACCCAAUGGACGGUAAUAGUUUGAUGUUGUUCUCAGAGAACGUUCCAGCUGACAGAGUACUUUCCAAGGUCGAGCUCCUUUGGACACCUUUUGGAGCAAAGGGUCUUAAUGACGGUAACUGA